AUGGACGGUGCCAGAGAACUACGAAUCGGCGGUGGUGGUGGUGGUGGUGAUGGUUCUGUUCAAGUACAGAACCGACAAACCCUAAGCGUGAAUCUCAAGUUAGGUUACCAUUACCUAGUCUCGAAUUUCUUGAUUUUGUGUUUACUCGCUCUCGCCGUCGUUAUCUCCGUGGAAGCGUCUCAGAUGAACCAAAACGAUCUCCUCCAGCUCUGGACCCAUGUCCAGUCCAAUGUGGUUACUAUAACCAUCUGUUCGGCGGUUCUAGUCUCCGGUUUAACCGUCUAUGUCAUGACCCGACCCAGACCGGUUUACAUGGUGGAUUCCUCCUGCUACCUCCCACCUGAUCACCUCAAAGCUCCGUCCACUAUGUUCAUCGAUCACGCUAGACAAAUCGGAUAUUUCGACGACGCUGCUCUCGAGUUUCAACGCAUGAUCCUCGAACGCUCUGGUUUAGGAGAAGAGACGUAUGUCUGUGAAGCUAUGAUCCAUGUCCCACUGAGAAUCUCCAUGGCUGCUGCGAGAGAAGAAGCUGAACAAGUCAUGUUCGGUGCUUUAGACAACCUUUUCGCAAACACUAACGUGGAUCCCAAGGAUGUUGGGAUCCUCGUUGUGAACUGUAGUAUCUUUUGCCCGACGCCUUCGUUAUCGCAAUGA
Microthlaspi erraticum is the source of this 654-nucleotide messenger RNA. The record is from the annotation of a GenBank genome assembly. NCBI's taxonomy places the organism in Eukaryota, Viridiplantae, Streptophyta, Magnoliopsida, Brassicales, Brassicaceae.